UUCCUGUGGGGGGGAGGGCACGCCAAUGAGGGCUGGGCCUGUCACGUGGGCCUGACAGCUGGGGAGGGGGUGGCUGGCGACAAUGUGGACCGGAGGCCGCCGGCGCUGUCUGCUGCGCUGCUGAGACCCCCAGACUGCCGGCCCCGGGCCGCCCCCCGCGGGCUCUUGGCCUGGCCGCACCAUGUUCUCCAGGAAGAAAAGGGAGCUCAUGAAAACCCCUUCUAUCUCAAAAAAGAACCGGGCGGGAAGCCCCAGCCCACAGCCCUUGGGGGAGCUGCCCAGGAAAGACGGGGCCGACACGGUGUCCCUCGGACCUGGUCUGGAGCUGCCGAGCGCGGCCUCGGGCACACUCAGGCGGCCCACCAGCCUGAGCCGCCAUGCCAGCGCUGCUGGCUUCCCACUCUCUGGUGCCAGCUCCUGGACCCUGGGCCGGGGCCACCGCAGCCCGAUGACAGUGGCCAGCCCAGCGGAGCCGCCUACCGAGGGGCCCUGCCCUGACGCAGUGGAGGACAUCUCCCAUCUGCUGGCCGACGUGGCCCGCUUCGCCGAGGGUCUUGAGAAGCUCAAGGAGUGCAUACUGCAUGACGACCUCCUUGAGGCCCGCCGGCCACUGGCCCACGAGUGCCUGGGCGAGGCCUUACGUGUGAUGCGCCAGGUCAUCUCCAAGUACCCACUGUUGAACACUGUGGAGACGCUCACGGCUGCUGGCACCCUCAUCGCCAAGAUUAGAGCCUUCCACUACGAGUGCAACAAUGAGUCAGACAAGCAGGAGUUUGAGAAGGCCCUGGAGACCAUCGCCGUCUCCUUCAGCAGCACCGUGUCUGAGCUCCUCAUGGGAGAAGUGGAUAGCAGCACCCUCCUGUCAGUGCCCCCUGGGGACCCGAGCCAGUCCAUGGAGAACCUGUAUGGGCAGGGUGGGGAGGGCGCGCCCCACAGCGCCGAGGACUGCGACCCGGGCUGCCUGGCCCCCGAGGAGGUGGACACGCUCCUGCAGCGCUGUGAGGGGGGUGUGGAUGCCGCGCUGAAGUAUGCCAAGAACAUGGCCAAGUACAUGAAGGACCUCAUCAGCUACCUGGAGAAGCGGACAGCGCUGGAGAUGGACUUUGCCAAAGGCCUGCAGAAGAUUGUGCACAAUUGCAGACAGAGCGUCAUGCAGGAGCCCCACAUGCCCCUCCUGUCCAUCUACUCGCUGGCUCUGGAGCAGGACCUGGAGUUUGGCCACAGCCUGGUGCAGGCAGUGGGCACGCUGCAGACCCAGACCUUCAUCCAGCCUCUGAACCUAAGGCGGCUGGAGCAUGAGAAGCUCAGGAAGGAGGUCAAGGAGUCGUGGCACCGCGCCCAGAGGAAGCUGCACGAGGCGGUGUCCAACCUGCGGAAGGCCAAGCAGGGCUACUUUCAGCGGUGCGAGGACCACAACAAGGCUCACCUCCUGGUGUCCAGGGCUGAGGAGGAGCAGGCGGGCACUGGGCCUGGGGCAGGGGGUGCGGCAUCCAAGACCCUGGACAAGCGGCGGCGUGUGGAGGAGGAGGCCAAGAACAAGGCGGAGGAAGCCAUGGCCACGUACCGCACAUGCGUGGCGGACGCCAAGACGCAGAAACAGGAGCUGGAGGACACCAAGGUGACAGCGCUCCGGCAAAUCCAGGAGGUCAUCCGGCAGAGUGACCAGACCAUCAAGUCGGCCACCAUCUCCUACUACCAGAUGAUGCACAUGCAGACAGCCCCGCUGCCCGUGCACUUCCAGAUGCUGUGCGAGAGCAGCAAGCUGUACGACCCGGGCCAGCAGUAUGCCUCCCACGUGUGCCAGCUGCGGCGCGACGAGGAGCCAGAUGUCCGCUACGACUUUGAGCCCCACGUCUCCAACACCUGGUCCCCCGUCAUGCGUGCCCGGAAAGGCAGCUUCAACGUCAGUGAUGUCACAGGCACGGAGGCUGCGGGCAGCCCCCCAGAGGAAGGAGGGCCCAGCGAUGGGGCGCUUGCCAAGGGGAGCAGGGAUGUGCCUCCUCCCACAGGUAGGCGCGGGCACCAGCCGCACAAGUCCUGGCCCAUCUCCGUCUCGGACUCUGACGGCAGCCUGGACCCCAGCCCCGGCUCAGGGGACUUUAAGAAGUUCGAGCGGACAUCGUCCAGUGGCACCAUGUCAUCCAGUGAGGAGCUGGCGGACCCAGAGGGCGGCGCAGGGGUGUCCGCCUUCGAGCAGGCCGACCUCAACGGCAUGGCCCCCGAGCUGCCAGUGGCUAUGCCCAGUGGCCCCUUCCGCCACAUGGGGCUGUCCAAAGCGGCCCGUACCCACCGGCUCCGAAAGCUGCGCACGCCAGCCAAGUGCCGGGAAUGCAACAGCUAUGUCUACUUCCAGGGUGCCGAGUGCGAGGAGUGCUGCCUGGCCUGCCACAAGAAGUGCCUGGAGACCCUGGCCAUCCAGUGUGGCCAUAAGAAGCUGCAGGGCCGCCUGCAGCUCUUCGGCCAGGACUUCAGCCGAGCUGCCCGCAGAGCCCCCGACGGCGUGCCCUUCGUCAUCAGGAAAUGCGUCUGUGAGAUCGAGCAGCGGGCCCUGCACACCAAGGGCAUCUACCGGGUCAACGGGGUGAAGACGCGUGUGGAGAAGCUGUGCCAGGCCUUCGAGGCUGGCGAGGAGCUGGUGGAGCUCUCCCAGGCCUCGCCACACGAUAUCAGCAACGUGCUCAAGCUCUACCUGCGCCAGCUGCCUGAGCCGCUCAUAUCCUUUCGGCUCUACCAUGAGCUUGUGGGGCUGGCCAAGGACAGCCUGAAGGCUGAGGCUGAGGCCAAGGCGGUGUCCCGGGGCCGGCCGGACGUGGCCGAGAGCGAGGCUGCGGCCGUGGCCAUGGCUGGCCGGCUGCGGGAGCUGCUGCAGGACCUGCCCCCGGAGAACCGGGCCUCACUUCAGUACCUGCUGCGGCACCUGCGCAGGAUCGUGGAGGUGGAGCAAGACAACAAGAUGACCCCGGGGAACCUGGGCAUCGUGUUUGGGCCCUCGCUGCUGCGGCCGCGGCCCACCGAGGCCACCGUGUCCCUCUCCUCGCUUGUCGACUAUCCCCACCAGGCCCGCGUCGUGGAGACCCUCAUCACCCACUACAGCCUGGUGUUUGAGGAGGAGCCCGAGGGGGUGCCCGGGGGCCAGGAUGGGACGUACAACCAGCAGGCUGAGGUGGUGGUCCAGAUGCCGUACCUGGAGGCGAGUGAGGGGGCUGCCUUCCCCCUGCAAGAGGUGGCUGAGGAUGGGGGCCAAGGAUCCCGCGUUGCCUCCAAUGACUCUGACUCUGACCUGGACGAGGCCUCGGGGCUGCUGUCCCCGGCAGGCGGGGCCACCCUGCACCGCCUCAGCUUCCUGGAGAAGCAGGGCAGCGAGGCCGGCACGGAGGGGAGCCGAGGCAGCUGCAGCGGCAGCGAGGAGCGGCUGGAGGCCGUGGCCGGGCUGGGCGGGGACGGGGACGGGGACGGGGCGGGUGAGGGCGAGGACCUGGCCCAGCCGCUCUCCGAGUACAACACCAACCAGAACAACAGCGUUGCCGGGGCCUGGCUGCCUGCCAUGAGGCUCCGCAGGGGCAGGUGGGCUGCGGUGGGUGCUGGCCAGGACAGGUGGCUGGUGUUCGUCUAGCUGGGGCGGGCCCAGUUCCCGUCCCCGUGGGCAUCCCUGCGCCCGGCCACGUCGUCCUGGGCUCUGUGGCCGGAGCUCUCAGGCUGCGCGUCCACUCACCGGGGGGCCUCCCUGCCACCCGCAGUGAGGGCAGCACCGGCCACCUUUUCCAGAGGCUUCCAGGAGCUCGUAUCCCUGUGCCCCUGUGCCUGGCAGGCCCGCUUGGCCAAACUGGAGUUACUCCGGGGCUGUGUGGACGGGAAAACAUCCCUGCUGAGCGACCCCUUUCCUUGGGCCCAGCCACCCGUCCACCACAGGCUCUGUCCUGGCCUCAUGCCGCCAGGCCGUGGCAGCCACACUGGGUGGGCUGGCGGUGGCUUCAAGACGCCCUUGCUUUUGUGGAGAACUGGGAUUGGACCCCUGGGCCUUAGGUACAGGGUUAGUGCCUUCUCAGGCCACACUGUGGUUCUUUGACAUGCAUUUAUUUUGCUUAAAAUAAAGUUUUUGACCUGG
Messenger RNA from Manis javanica (Malayan pangolin), 4105 nucleotides. It is a transcript of the gene ARHGAP45, whose product is annotated as Rho GTPase activating protein 45. Gene Ontology annotation, cellular component: membrane. Lineage: Eukaryota; Metazoa; Chordata; Mammalia; Pholidota; Manidae. The record is from RefSeq and is a predicted model, not a curated record. Gene Ontology annotation, molecular function: GTPase activator activity. Gene Ontology annotation, biological process: signal transduction; activation of GTPase activity.